Messenger RNA from Cannabis sativa, 2512 nucleotides. RefSeq names its product probable pre-mRNA-splicing factor ATP-dependent RNA helicase DEAH4. Gene Ontology annotation, molecular function: ATP hydrolysis activity; RNA binding. The transcript has 16 exons. The coding region runs from base 164 to 2272 and encodes 702 amino acids. Lineage: Eukaryota; Viridiplantae; Streptophyta; Magnoliopsida; Rosales; Cannabaceae. The record is from RefSeq and is a predicted model, not a curated record. Gene Ontology annotation, cellular component: intracellular anatomical structure.
AAAUAAUGGAAAUUUGAAUUGGUUAACGACAUACCGUUUUAUCUACAAACGACAAGAAGUUAUGAAUCGACAUGUCGGAAGGUGUGUCGUUUAACUAUGUAUUCCAAAACCAAAAUCCCACGGUGACUGCGCGCGCAGGUUCAAGCUCUCUUCUGGUUCACCAAUGGCGAACCUUCCGAUUGUCCAAUUCGAAGAGAAGAUCAUAGAAACGGUGGAACAGAAUCCGGUGGUUGUAAUAAUAGGAGAGACCGGUUCAGGUAAAAGCACACAGCUCUCUCAGAUACUCCACAAACAUGGAUACAGUAAAUCUGGAGCUAUCGGCGUCACCCAACCUCGACGGGUUGCCGCAGUCUCAGUUUCCAGACGAGUUGCUCAGGAGCUUGGUGUUCGUCUAGGAGAGGAGGUCGGAUACGCUAUCAGAUUUGAAGAUCGAACCUGUGAUAGAACCUUCAUUAAAUACCUAACUGAUGGUGUUCUUCUUCGCGAAAGUUUGGCUAAUCCUGAGCUUAAUCAGUACUCAGUAAUAAUUCUUGAUGAAGCUCACGAGAGGAGUCUAAAUACUGACAUAUUGUUGGGAUUGAUGAAGCGUCUGAUUAAGAGGCGUACAUCAAAUUUAAAAGUUCUAAUAACUUCUGCAACUCUUGAUGGUGAAAAAGUAUCAAACUUUUUUUCAAAUUGCCCAGUACUGAAUGUUCCUGGAAAGCUAUACCCUGUUGAAAUAUUGUACAGCAAUGAGCGUCCUAAAAGCUAUCUUGAGUCAUGUUUGAAAACAGCGCUUGAUUUGCAUGUUCGGGAACCAGAAGGUGAUAUCUUAGUAUUUAUGACUGGGCAGGAUGAUAUAGACAAGCUGGUAUCAAAAUUAGAAGAUAAAAUAAGAAGCCUAGAGGAAGGAUCUUGUAUGGAUGUGAUAAUCCUUCCCCUUCAUGGUUCUUUGCCACCUGAAAUGCAGGUACGUGUAUUUAGUCCUCCACCUGCAAACUGUAGGCGAAUUAUUGUUUCCACAAAUAUUGCGGAGACUUCUUUGACUGUGGAUGGUGUUGUGUAUGUUAUUGACUCUGGUUAUGUGAAGCAACGGCAAUACAACUCAUCCACUGGCAUGUAUUCCCUUGAUGUUGUCCAAAUUAGCAAAGUACAAGCUAAUCAACGUGCAGGUCGAGCUGGAAGAACACGUCCUGGGAAGUGCUAUCGAUUGUAUCCUUCUGCUGUUUACAAUGAUGAAUUCUUGGAUGUAACAAUUCCUGAAAUACAGCGAUCUUCUCUUGCUGGAACUGUCCUUUAUUUGAAAUCAUUGGACCUUCGAGAUAUUGAUAUUUUGAAAUUUGAUUUUCUUGAUCCUCCUUCCUCCGAGUCUUUAGAAGAUGCUUUAAAGCAAUUAUAUCUCAUAGAUGCCAUUGAUGAAAAUGGGUUGAUCACGUCAAUUGGAAGAACAAUGGCAGAGCUUCCUCUAGAACCUUCACUUUCAAGAACUUUGAUUGAGGCAAACGAAUAUGGUUGCUUAUCCCAAGCAUUGACAGUUGCUUCUAUGUUAUCUGCAGAAACCAUGUUGCUUCCUGGUAGAAGCAAGAAUACUGAGAAGAAAAGGAAACAGGAGCAUUUGGAUCUUCCUGAUGGAUCUGGCUGGGGUGAUCACAUCCAGUUGCUGCAAAUCUAUGAGUGCUGGCAUCAAACUGACUACGAUAUUGAUUGGUUAAAGGAUCACGGCUUGCAGGUGAGAGGGAUGAAGUUCGUCAAGGAUGUAAGGAGGCAGUUGGGUCAGAUUAUGCAGAAAAUUGCGAAGGGUCCAUUAGAUGUACAGACAAGCCGAAGACGGAGAGAAAGUGAACAGGAUUAUUACUAUUUGCGAAAGGCGUUGUGUAUAGGUUACGCAAAUCAGCUUGCUGAGAGAAUGGUGUAUCAUAAUGGAUACAGAACAUUAGGUUUUAAACCUCAAGUAGUACAGGUGCAUCCUUCUUCGGUGUUGGAACCAGACGAUGAAGGUAAACUACCAGACUACAUUAUAUUUCACGAGCUCAUUGCAACCUCACGCCCAUAUUUGCGGACAGUAUGCUCAGUUGAUAUAAAAUGGGUGAUGCCUAUCAGAAACAAGUUCAGUAAUCUUAAUAUCAACAAAUUGAGUGGUGGAAGUGGCCAUAUUGACGAGGAUACAAAUGGGAAGCUCUCAGACUCGCCUAAAAAAGAGGUAGUCACCGGCACUGCUGAGGUCCAAGAUGAUCGUGAUAGUAUAAUACAGGCAGCUAGGGAACGAUUUCUGGCCCGUAAAGGAAAGAAAUGAACUCAUUGUUCAUUGAUCAAUCGGAUAACCUAGUGAUUUAUUUCAGGCUGAAUUAGACUACGUUUAGAGUCAAUAUAGAAAGGAAGAAAUAGAGCACUUAUUUUUUAUCAAUUGUGCUUGGUAUGAAAGGUAUGAAAGAAUGAUAGAAGAAUGUGAAUGUUUUAUUUGUUAUUUUACUAUUCCUUUUUCUAAGAUGAAACUAAUUUUCAUCAUCAUAUGAUGAGCCUCUCUUCUCAUCCA